CGCACGUCCACUUGUUUGUCCCUACGCGGCUUCCUGACACAGCGUGGAUUUCAAUGACACUGAACUCUUACGAGACCCUUCGCCUCUCCAUGGUGCAGUGAUGUCGUUCACCUUUUUAUUCAGAACAGUUGCGAGAGAUGUUACUAAGGUCAGCCUUGGCCCGCAUGUGCAGUCGCUGCACACCGGUUGUCAGCUCCUGGCUGCAGACAAAGCCGUCCUAAUGAAACUACGGAAAAGCACCGGCUACACUUUCAUUAACUGUAAGAAAGCGCUGGAGAAGUUUGAUAAUGACAUGGCACAGGCAGAGACCUGGCUAAAUGAGCAGGCCCAGAAGGAGGGGUGGAGCAAAGCAAACAAACUGGAGGGCCGCAAAGCCAAAGAGGGUCUGAUCGGUCUGUUCGUAAGAGAUAAAGCUGCAGUUAUGGUGGAGGUGAACUGUGAGACAGACUUUGUUGCCCGCAAUGACAAGUUCCAGCAGCUGGUUAAAGAUGUGGCAUUUGCCACUUUGGCUCACCACAAGAAUAAGACCCAAAGCCAGACAGGAUAUAUCAAGAGUGUCCUGGCAGGUGAAGAGUUAAGCAAACUCUGUGUCGGUGAAGGAGCUUCACUUGCAGACCAGGUGGCUCUCACAAUAGGUCGCCUGGGGGAGAACAUGUCAGUGAAACGGGCGGUGACAGUCGGUGUCCCUGCUGAGUGGCACAUUGGAUCGUACAUUCACGGUGGUGUGAACAGCCAGACGGAGGUGGCCAUGGGGCGGUACGGUGCCCUGGUAGUUUUCCAGGGAGGAAAGGAGGCCGAACAGGAAACUUUAGGUCGCAAGCUUGGACAGCACAUAGUGGGAGAUGCUCCUUCGUCCCUGGGCAACAUGGAUGACCUGCCCUGCGGUGAAAGCGAGACACGUCUGCUGCCUCAGACUUUCCUGGGAGACCCCAGCAGGACUGUCGCACAGUUCCUCAGGGGCCAACAGGCUCGAGUGCUGGACUUUGUCCGAUUUCAGUGUGGAGAGGCAGCCAGUGAAAAAUCAGAGUGAAAGGACGAAAAUAUUUAUCUAAUUGGACUUGUCCUUUGUCUUUGUUUCAUGUGAAAAUUGUCCAUUUACUCUCUAACAUUCAGACAGUCAUACGUUGUCAUCAUGAAUUUGAAAGCAGAAAAUAUAUUCUAUGAUAUACAGACCUUCAAGCGUUGGUGUCAGUUGAAACAAUCAAUCCAUCAAUAAAUGUUUUUUCUGGAAAUCUU
Scophthalmus maximus (turbot) is the source of this 1236-nucleotide messenger RNA. RefSeq names its product Ts translation elongation factor, mitochondrial (gene tsfm). Gene Ontology annotation, cellular component: mitochondrial matrix. Gene Ontology annotation, molecular function: protein binding; translation elongation factor activity. Gene Ontology annotation, biological process: mitochondrial translational elongation. NCBI's taxonomy places the organism in Eukaryota, Metazoa, Chordata, Actinopteri, Pleuronectiformes, Scophthalmidae. The transcript has 6 exons. The record is from RefSeq and is a predicted model, not a curated record. Bases 101 to 1030 code for a protein of 309 amino acids.